Molecule: messenger RNA, 924 nt
Organism: Strongyloides ratti
Lineage: Eukaryota; Metazoa; Nematoda; Chromadorea; Rhabditida; Strongyloididae
Product: CAP domain-containing protein
Exons: 2
Coding region: 1-924 (307 amino acids)
Source: RefSeq, a predicted model, not a curated record
AUGAAAUUAUUAUUUAUUUUUUUAUUACUAAUAUUUUUAACAUUACACCUACAUGGAUUUUCUUUUUUAGCUAUUCCAAUUAAAAAGAUUGUUAAAAGAACUGGUCAAAUUUGUUAUGAAUAUAAUAGAAUGAUUUUUACAACGAGUAAAGAAUUAAAACAUAAGUUGAUUAGUGAUUUUUCAUUUAUACCAAGAAAUCAUUUAUUAUUAAAAAUCGUUAGUGUACAUGAUGAAACUAAAAAAUUAAACAGCGUAUUAACUGAUAAAUAUAUCAAACUUGAUGAUAGUUCCUUGAAUAAAUAUCAAACUAUUCAAUUUGAAGAUUAUAUAGUACAAUUUUUUAUGAUGGGAAACGUUCGAAAAUAUGAAUGUAAUAAAAAUUUUUUUUCAAGUUUUAUGAAAGCUAAUGAAUGUGUUAAUAAUUUAAAUAAAUAUUCUAAAUUAAGAUCACAAUAUAAACUUGUUGGAAAAGAUAAUUAUGGUAGUCACACUUGGAGUUUAAUUUGGAAGGAUUGUUACUAUAAAUGCUUCACACAAUAUAAUUGCAAGAAAUUGAAAAUAAAUUUUUUAAAUGAACUAAAUAUGUAUAGAGUAGCAUUCAAUGUUAAACCAUUAGUUUAUAAUAACAUCCUUGAGCAUGAAGCGGAUGUAAAAGCCAAAAAAUAUGCAGGUGUUCAAACAGUAAAUACAAUUUAUGAAACAAAACAAUCAGUUCAUGAUGUUAUUAGUAUAUCUAGUCCACCAUUUGCAAGUUUACAAAUGAAUAAAUGGUAUACCUUAAGUUUAAAAUAUAAAAAUUCACCACAUAUAAAAAUGGUACAAAAUAAUAAUUAUCAAUUAUUGUUUUCUUCAAGCGUAACACAAAUUGGUAUUGGAACUUAUAUAAAAGGAAGUAAAAUAAUAAUAAUCUGUACAUUAAAAUAG